UUCCUUCCGCUUUGCUUUAACGCACCACAAGAAGGCACCAACUAGGUUCCAGUCAACAGUAGAGUACCUUACUGCUGCUGACAGAUUGAAGUCAUUUUAGCAAACGGACCCACCCCGUUAGAUUCUUAGAGGAUACGCACAAUCUUUCUGCGGUAGCAACAUAAUGUCGCGCCUUGAGGAUGCACUGUGCNUUCCUGGACGUCCGCACGGUGUUACUGUGCUUGGCUGUCCUUCUUGUUUUUCGAUGGUUCUUCGGGCAACCUAAGAAUCUCCCUCCUGGCCCCUGGGGAUUCCCACUCAUCGGCUCUAUUCCGGCCAUCGCACGUGGGAUGCGACGCGGCGUGCAACCCCACGAUCUCUUUAUGAGGUAUGCUGCCAAGUACGGGCCAAUGUUUCACAUUAGGGUCUUUAACAAGAUGGUGGUGGUCUUCAAUGACUACGCCUCCGUGAAGGAAGCUUUCCAGCAUCCUCAGCUGCAAGACAGACCUAAUAUGCUCCUUAAUGAUGUCUUCAAAGGCGAAGGAGUAGCAUCGGUAUCUGGCGCCAAGUGGACCGAUCUUCGACGAUUUUCUCUGACUGUUCUCAGAGGCCUCGGUGUGGGCAAAACGAGCUUCGAGGAGAAGAUCGGAGAGGAAGCUGAGGCACUGAUGAAGGAGAUGUCUGAUUUCAACGGUAAACCUUUCAGUCCCAAAUCUCUACUCAGCAACGCGGUUUCCAAUGUCAUCUGCUCUGUCAUUUUUGGCAAACGAUACGAUUACAGCGACAAAGAGUUCCAGAAACUUCUCGACUUACUUGGUCAAAGUGUCCAAUUGCUGGGUGCGGGUGGCAUCAUCAAUUUCAUCCCGGCUCUUCGCCACCUGCCUUUCGUACCAACUGACAAGUUGAUGUCAAAUUUUGAAGAGCUUCGGAAAUUCCUCCGAAACAUCGUCGACAACCAUCGUGAAGCUUUCGAUGCCGACAGUCUAAAUGACUUUAUCGAUGUUUUUCUGAAUGAAAUAAAUCGGGCCAAAGACUCGACCAGUGUAAGACAUAGCAAUUUUACCGAUAAGGGUGUUGUUGGUACCACAGCAAAUCUCUUCGCAGCAGGUUCCGAGACCACCGCUACUACGCUCCAGUGGGCCAUCUUGUAUAUGGCUGUCUACCCCGAGAUCCAACAGCGAGUUCAGACCGAGAUCGAUGACGUGGUUGGCCGCAAUCGCCUGCCCAGGAUGACCGACAAACCGGAACUGAACUUCACCCGAGCGGUUAUCUGGGAAGUUCAACGACUGACUAUUGUUGUUCCUUUGGGUGUUGCACACGCUGCCACCUCCGAUACCCAGUUGAGGGGUUUCAAGAUUCCCAAGGGUGCCUUGCUGGUUUCAAACCUAUGGGCGGUCGCUCGAGACCCAAAUGUCUGGCCAGAACCUAAUCAAUUCAAACCCGAGAGAUUCCUAAACGACAAGGGAGAGGCUGUUCAAGCAGACGAGUUAAUACCGUUUAGCGUCGGUCGCCGUAGCUGCAUCGGGGAGAACCUGGCGAAGAUGGAGCUGGUGAUCUUCUUCAGCUACUUCAUGCAUCAGUUUACCUUCAAGAAACCAGACGACUCACCACCGCUGUCUCUGAAGGGAAGAGUCGGUCUAACUUACUCGCCCGAAGAAUUCCAAAUCUGUGCAACUAAGCGCAAGUAACCAAAACAGGACGCUAGAGCUCACGUCUCAUUGCUUCGUGACACGAAAUUAGGGUUUCCGUAGUUAUAUAAUUAUGUACUGCGACGGACUGCUCUAAGAAGUAUUUGUCAGCGAUCCUGAUGCCUAUACUUUGACCAUAUUUUGACUUCGCUGUAGUGACAGUUUGAAUCACACGGUAAUAACCGUCAUAUCAGGAAGUCAGUGAAUUCACCUAUAAGAGCAUAAAUAUG
This is a messenger RNA of Acanthaster planci (crown-of-thorns starfish), 1897 nucleotides long. RefSeq names its product cytochrome P450 2J4-like. NCBI's taxonomy places the organism in Eukaryota, Metazoa, Echinodermata, Asteroidea, Valvatida, Acanthasteridae. The record is from RefSeq and is a predicted model, not a curated record. Gene Ontology annotation, molecular function: iron ion binding; heme binding; oxidoreductase activity, acting on paired donors, with incorporation or reduction of molecular oxygen, reduced flavin or flavoprotein as one donor, and incorporation of one atom of oxygen.